Lactuca saligna is the source of this 2628-nucleotide messenger RNA. The record is from the annotation of a GenBank genome assembly. NCBI's taxonomy places the organism in Eukaryota, Viridiplantae, Streptophyta, Magnoliopsida, Asterales, Asteraceae.
AUGUCCUCCAUCAUAAAAGGGUGGUCCGAUGAAGUCAUGCCGAUGAAGCUAGUGUUCCAGAAGGUAUGGUUGUGGUGUUUUUCCAUCCAUAUUGUGAACCAGCUGGGAACUUUCAUUCUGAUUCUCGGCUUUGUUACGAUGGUAUACUCAUCUUCACGUUCUGCUCACAGAUGGACAUACGAUGUGUUUGUUAGUUUCAGAGGGGAAGAUAUCCGUAAAACAUUUGUGGGUCAUCUAUUCAGUGAUUUCAGAAGGAAGGGGAUUUAUGCUUUUCGAGACGAUGAUCAGUUAAAGAGAGGAGAAGAUAUAUCACCUGGACUCUAUAAAGCCAUUGAACAGUCAAGGUUCUUGAUAGUUAUAUUCUCAAAAGACUACGCAUCGUCAACAUGGUGUCUGAGGGAGCUUGUUAAGAUCCUCAAGUGUAAGGAGAUGGACGAUGGAUAUGAAGUUCGGGUGUUGUACUACGAUGUGACACCUGAGGUGGUAGGGAAUCAAAGGGGUAGCUACGAAGAAGCGUUCGUGAAACAUGAGGGUUAUCAUAGAAAAGAGGUCCAUGAAUGGAAGGAAGCUUUAACUUGGGCUGCUGACAACUUAUCUGGAUGGGAUCUCCAAGCUUUGUCUAAUGGGCCUGAGCCAAAGUUUAUAGAAACAAUCUCAAACGAAAUAUUUCAUAAACUAACAAGCACCGGCCCAAUAGACGCCGGCGACAACCUGGUUGGACUAUACACCAGGGCGGAGCAAAUGGAUCUCAUGCGAUUGCAAAUGCAUGAUUUGGUUCAAGAAAUGGGUUGGCGAAUUGUUGAUGAAGAAUCGGAGGAGCCUGGGAAGAGGAGCAGGUUGUGGUUUACGAAAGAUGUACGUGAUGUGUUAAACAAGGAUAAAGGGACCGGAGCUGUUAAAGGUCUAGCCAUGGAUGUUUCAAGUUCAGAAGUUGAUAUUUAUGGUAAAACCUUCACAAGAUUGAAUAAUCUUCGAUUGUUGAACCUUUAUAUUGGAUCGUGGACUAGACUUCUAGACAACAAUGGAAAAAUACGUGAGACAAAAUUGGGGAUAGAAACCAAGGUGCAUGCAACUUCCGGAAAGCUUGAUUUUUUGUCUAGCGAACUACGGUUGUUUUGUUGGCAUGGGUACCCUUUCCACCAUUUACCAUCAUCGUUUUAUCCCGAGAGCCUUGUUGUCCUUGAUUUAUCGUAUAGUUACAUCAAAGAAAUUUGGACCGGAUCCAAGGGCUUUAAAAGGUUGACAUCGAUGAAACUUGCUCAUUGUCGUAACUUGAUAAAGACACCCGAUUUCACUGAAACCCCGAAUCUUGAAGAGCUGAUACUCGAUGGUUGUAAAAGUUUGAAAGAAGUUCAUCCAUCCGUUGGAACACUCUGGAGUCUCCUUAUCUUAAAUUUAAAAAGAUGCAUAAACCUCGAAACUCCUCCAAACUGCAUCGGAUUGAAAUCUCUUCAAAUCCUCAAUCUCUCGGGAUGUAAGAAAUUGGAUCAGUUCCCCCAAGAUCUUGACAUAAUGAAAGAUUUAAUCGAGCUUCAUGCGGAUGGAACUUCAAUCGACCAACUCCCUUCUUCAGUAUCAAUCCUUUGGAACCUUCAAGUACUUUCACUAGGCCAACGAGAAGACAUGAUCAAAACACGAUCACUGGGUUCGAUCUUUUGGCCUUUAAGUAAGAUGCAUCAUCCACCGAAUGCAGCAAUAGUUCCUUCUUUAUCGGGUUUAAAGAUGUUAAGAAACAUUGAUGUUAGCCAUUGCAGAGUAACGGAUGGAAGCCUUGGUGGAAUUGAAGGCUUAUCGAUGCUUAAAAUGUUGAAUCUGAGUGGGAAUGAUUUUAAAAGUUUGCCGAAUUUGGGGAAACUUUCAAGACUUGAAACGCUUGGAUUGGUUGGUUGUACAAAGCUUGAAGCAUUGCCGGAACUUCCACCGAAUAUUGAAGUGAUCGAGGCACAGGAUUGCAUAUCGUUGAAGGAAUUGCCGAAGAAGUCGACUCUGUAUGAAAGUAGCUUUCAAAGCUUUGACUUCACCAACUGUGCUAAAAUCAUCGAGAAUCAAUCCAUCGAAAGCCUGAUUACCAUGUUGCUGCCACAGGGACGCAUUGAUCCUUACAAGAUGCUAAGUGUCCACCUUCCAGGAAGUAGAAUACCUGGGUGGUUUACGCAUCAAACAAUGGGAGAUUGCAUAACAAUAGAAUUACCUCAAAAUUGGUGUUAUGAAAACUUCAAGGGAAUAGCAUAUUGUCUGGUUUUUACUCCCAAAAUCCACAACCGUCGGAAGAGUAACUACAAUUCAAUCGGGUAUCGAUUCAAAAACUUCGAUGGUACUCCGAUCGGAGUGGAGUCUCCUAUUCCCGAUUCUAUAUUUCAAUACGAGAGCAUCGGAAUCAAGACGGACCAGAUGUUGUUGAGCUAUGACGCAUCGAAACCAGAUUGGAAAAAAGCAAAGAAUUCAAUUUCGGUUUUUUUUGAAGUAUAUGGUGCAGAUUGUGUGGUGAAGAAGUGUGGUGCGAGAUUGGUGUAUGAGGAAGACGAACGAGAACAAGAAGAAGGUAGCGGUUCACGAAUGAUUCAAUGGCUGGCUCCAUCUUCUCGUGUGGAAGACGAGCUUCUGAUAUCACAGGGGGGUGACUCUUGA